UUGGCGCCCUUUCUCCCAUUUCCGACACUUCUGCAUCCUUCCCUCUCGCCCCGUAUCAAAUCAAUAGAAGUAAGUUGAACCACAGAACUUUCAAAAGGAAUAAAAGAAAAAGUAGAACCAGAGAACAGAGCUAAACGAAGCCUUAGUAAAGCUCCAAACAAGAAAACUUCUAAUUGCAUCCACAUGGUGUUCCUCAAAAAACAAACUCCUCGCAAACGACCCUCUUCCUCCUUCGUCUCCCCUUUCCCUCCUCCCAAAAUCCCCAAAUCCACCGCCACUGCCGAUGCUCCUCCACCAAACGACGCCGUUGAAGUCCCUGUCACCGAGAAGAUGGUCUCAAUUCUUGCCGAGGCUGGCUGUACACUCAUCAAUCCCUCCGGCCCGCCAUGUGUUCCCACCGACCACCACAAACUCCGUCGCCACCUUCACCAUUCUUUCUCAUUUUCCGAUAAUGCCUCUGCUCUUCGCUCCGAUUUUAUCGCCGGUCUCUCGUCCUACAUUCAAUCACCGAAAAAUCUCCACAGGAUUCUCAAGCCUUCGAGAAGCGAUGGUUUAGGUUCGACUGGUGAGAGCUUAUUCCGGCAUUUGUUGCUGGUUCCAUCCAUUCAGCUAGACCUUCAGAACAUGCUUCUUGAGAAACUUCCGGAGUACUUUACUGUGUAUACGGAACAUUCUGAAUCGUCAUCGUUGUCGCUUGAAAAUGACGUGGCCAGGCUUAUCGUUAACCACUUCCGGUGGCUUGAUUUCAUCGUUGACCCUAAUGCCUUCACCGAGAAGUUAAUGCAAGUUCUUUCAAUUUGCCCUCUGCAUUUGAAGAAAGAAAUUAUUGGGUCGUUGCCGGAGAUUAUCGGUGAUCAGAGCAAUAAGACUGUGGUUGAAUCGCUUGAGCUAAUACUUCAAGAGGAUUCGUCUAUAGUUGUCGCUGUGCUCGACUCAUUUUCAAACCUUAAUCUAGAUGAAGAGUUACAGGAACAGGUCAUCACCAUAGCAUUAUCUUGCAUCAGAAAUAUUGAUGUGGAGCACAUGCCGUUUCUACUUAGAUUUCUGUUGCUGUCAGCAACACCAGCAAAUGUGGGAAGAAUAAUCUCACAGAUUCGAGAACAGUUAAAGUUUGUUGGGCUGUCGAAUGCUUGUGCAAUGCAACAGAAAAAGUUGAAAGGCAAGUCACACAAGGACAGCUCGGAGGCUUUCAUUCUUGAUGCCUUGAGAUCAAGUCUUCGAUUCAAGAAUAUGCUUUGCCAGGAGAUUUUGAAAGAACUGAAUUCCCUUCACAAACCUCGGGAUCACAAAGUCAUUGAUAUCUGGCUACUUGUGCUCAUAUACAUGAAUGGCGAUUUGCUGCAAAAGAGAGUAGAAAAAAUAUUCAAGAAGAAAAUCAUUGAAGAUUGCAUUCAUCAAGCUAUGUUUGAUCAAUGUAUUUGUGGACUCAAGGAUUUGGUAAAGGAGUAUUUUCCGUCAUUUAUUUCUUUGUCUGAGUAUCUGCUGGCAUGUAAAGAACAAAAAGCAAGGGAGUUUGGCAUCUGUGUGUAUACUAGUCUGUUCAAAGAAUUCGUUGAUUCUUAUUCAAGACAAGAAAUUCUUGGUUCGCUAGUUACUCUUGUGGGAUCUGGUGUUAGUUAUGUAGUGAGUUCUGCUUUGGUAACGUUGGGUUUUCUCACCUCCAAAUAUGCACAGGAGUUGAUUCCCCUUUCUCCUCAUAUUAGUGGUAUACUGGACUACUUGGAGGGAUUUAAUGUUGACAAUCUGCACAAGGUCUACGAGGUUUUCAGCCAACUGGCACUAUUCGCCCGGUCUAGUGCUGAUUCAUAUAGAUCUUCUUUUGCUAAUGAACUUUUGAUGAUAGUCCGGAAACAGGUUGGUCAUACAGAUCUCAAGUUUAAGAAGAUGGGUCUAAUUGGCACCCUAAAGAUAGUUUCCUGUCUUGGUGAUGCAAACAGUGCUACCUCCCCAUCCUUAUCCCAGAAAUCAAAUAGUGAGGAAGCUUUGGAACUCUUGAAAAUGUCUUUGGAUUCUUGUAAACAGCUGCCCUUAUCUUUGGUCAUGUUUUAUGAUGAACUGACAGAGCUGAUGGACUCUGAAGCUCUUCAUCCAACAAUUACAGAAUGGAUUGGCAAACACGUAGGUGAGUUUGAAUCUAUGUAUCUAUCUGAUCUUGAUGGUGGACAGUUGCCUAAUAAGGAGACAUAUUGUGGUUUAGAAGGGGAACUCUGGAUGAACUUGGAUGGUGAUAUUUCACCUAUUUGUCUUAACAUAUUGCCAUUGGUUUCCACUUCCUUGCAGUCUACUUCUUUACAAGUCCUUCCUGCAAACUUCCUUUUACUAUCUGCGAUUGAGAGGUUGACAAAUCAAGGAUCUCUUGGAGGAAUUGACGCACUACUUGGCUGUCCCUUACAUCUUCCUUCCUCAAAGUACUUUCUUGGAUCUGGCUGGAAGUCUCUGUCCAGUAAACAGAAACAGACUGUUUGUCUCUCCCUCUAUUAUGCAGCAAACUGGAUACGUGAAUUACUCAAUGCUUUCUGUACACAAAUUGCUGGAGGAUUUGAAUUUACAAGUCAGACUACAAAAGAGGACAUAAUUGCAAAGCUACUGAAGCGAUUGAGGAAUCUUGUAUUUCUUGAGGGCUUGUUGAACCAUUAUAUUCGUCGUAACACUCUAUCUCUUCCUGAGCUACAUAUUUACUUGGAUCACUCUGGAUCUUCACUGCUAAACCAACAAUCACACCAAGUAAAGCAUGUGGAAAAGAAAAGUGAGCAGAAUAAAACUAAUGAUGAAAUUCCUUCUGACAAGAAGAGGACACGUAAGAAUCUGUCAAAAGCAUGCACAAGUUCAGAUUCGAAUGAAAAACUGCGGCAACCCACUAUUAUUGAUGUUUAUAGGAAAGCAGGAGCUAUAACAAGCCAAGAUGUGCCAAAUGAAACUUCUUCUGGUUUAUAUUCGAAGGAGAGGUCAGCUGAGUCAUCAGAGCAGCAACCUCAUGACUCCAAUGAGCCUAUGGUUGUAGACAUUUGUUCAGUUGCCAAGGCUCUUGAAGGUCAGAAAUCCAAAUUCAGGUGUCUCCUGGUUCAAUGCUUUUCCAUUUUGACUCUUUCAAAGGGUCAAGAUUCUUGUUGCUCUGAUCCUGCUGCUGAGUUACCAAUAUAUCUGUACCUUCUGCGUGAUCUUCGCUACAAGCUGGAUUACUUCACUCCCAGAAAACGAUUCUCUGGUAGAGUUUUCAGUGCUCCAGUUGGGUUCACUAGGAUGACAGUUGAUCAAUUUUUGAGCAAAAUUACACCACUGUUUCCAUUUCUUAAGAGGCAUUUGGAUAGUGCGAUUUGUGCACUUAAAGAAGGUGAUGAAAACUGUCAAGAACAUUGGAAGACUCAAUUUACUUUUGCUGGGAACCCAGAUAUCCCAAUUUUUCAACUUUCAAAAUCUAUGAUGUCUUCUUUGGUUUUUAAAGAAAUACUUCAUUGUUUUCGUGAGAUAAUAAACCUUCCAGUUAUACAGAUGAAUAAAGAAAUUCUCUUAUACCUUCUUGAAGCCUUCCAGCCUGGCAAGAUUCCAGAUAAUUUCUUUUCGAGCAUGCAAUUGACUCUUCUCCCUGGGACAGCAGAGUACUUAUAUGUUGGGGUUUAUUUAUUUGUUGAAAGUGUCCUUGAUGAAGCAUGUUCUUUCUCCUUUAUGCUGGCCUCUGAGUCUCUUCUUACUCUAGAAUCAAUUGCAACCUCAUUCCAAAAAUUCCUUGAUAAGUUUAGGGAGGAAAAUGGUAAUCAGAUGCACUCAGGAAUCCAGGGGGCACUUGGUUUAUUAAGGAGCAAACUUGGAACUUCUGCUGAGAAGCUUUUGAAGCAUAAAUGGGAGACUGAACAUCUUGAGAACGGUUGGAAGAACAAAGGUGAAAUGGUACAAAAGAUACUUCACAUUUACUUGGAAAGUAGUGAUUCCACUUCUGCUUUGCUGGAUGAGAUAGCUCAAUCUAUUUUAACACAGGAAUUUUUAUGUGAAAAUGCAGAAGAAGAAAUUAAUCAGGGUUUUCCGACUUUAAAUUCCACAACAUUCAUUGUAUGGUACAGGGUCCUGCACGAAAGGAACUUGACUGUUCUUAAGAGAUUGGUUAAGGAAGUCAUUCUUCUUGCUAAAUCUAGAGCUUCUGCUCAACAUGAAACCAUCGAAGAACUAUUGGCCAAUCUACAGCAUUCUGUAAAUGUGGUGGUAUCAUUAGUUUCCCUUUGCAAGACGUCUGACAAGAUGGCUGUGCACGCUAUGGCUGUUAAAUACGGUGGAAAAUUUGUUGAUUCCUUCUUGAAAGUUUUUGACUUCUUGCGAGCUCAAUUUGAAGGUCACAAGGAGUGCAUAAUCCAGAUGGUGAAAGAGCUUCAGAAGGCCACAAGAACUAUCCAGACCCUUUGUUCAGAAGCGAAGGGCUUGAAACAAACUGUUAUAACUUGCAAAAUUCCUGCAACGAAAAGGUCUAUGGAACGCUAUUUGUUCCAUGUCAAGGCUCUUCUAUAUUCAACACCCAGUGGAUGCACAUUUUGGAUGGGAAACCUAAAACAUAAAGACUUAACAGGACAGAUUGUGAGUUCACAAGCAUAUGUUGAUGAUCCAGGUGACGAUGACACAUUAGAUCCAACAGAAGCUGUUUACGAAAAUACACCUUUAAGUGCUGCUAGUGAAGAUGAUGGCGAGGCUGAAUGAAAAGUCUGCCACAUCACAACAUAGGAGAAUUGAACGAUGAAAGCUACAAUUAAGAGCACUAUAAAUUUUAUAGGAUACUGAUUACAGAAGCCACCACCCACCCUGAGCAAUUGAAGUGGCAAUGAAGAAAUGAUAAAAAACCAAAUAAAUGAAAACAUUGACGUGGCAAAUCAAACAACGCGUGCAAUCGGAAGAAAAGGUGAGACCUU
Molecule: messenger RNA, 4889 nt
Organism: Humulus lupulus (European hop)
Lineage: Eukaryota; Viridiplantae; Streptophyta; Magnoliopsida; Rosales; Cannabaceae
Exons: 32
Coding region: 184-4680 (1498 amino acids)
Biological process (GO): double-strand break repair involved in meiotic recombination; mitotic intra-S DNA damage checkpoint signaling; interstrand cross-link repair
Cellular component (GO): nucleus; condensed chromosome
Molecular function (GO): DNA polymerase binding
Source: RefSeq, a predicted model, not a curated record